Messenger RNA from Cydia amplana, 1751 nucleotides. RefSeq names its product PX domain-containing protein kinase-like protein. Gene Ontology annotation, cellular component: plasma membrane. NCBI's taxonomy places the organism in Eukaryota, Metazoa, Arthropoda, Insecta, Lepidoptera, Tortricidae. Gene Ontology annotation, biological process: negative regulation of ATP-dependent activity; protein phosphorylation; negative regulation of monoatomic ion transport. The record is from RefSeq and is a predicted model, not a curated record. Bases 117 to 1745 code for a protein of 542 amino acids. Gene Ontology annotation, molecular function: protein kinase activity; phosphatidylinositol binding; ATP binding. The transcript is spliced from 11 exons.
UCAAACAAUAUCGCCCCUUUAGUCUUUUUUUAAAUGUUUUUCCAGUGAUAACAAUAAAUUUGCUAUUCUUGUAUAAUGUAAAUCGAAACCAAUGAAUUCUUAUUACUUUAAAUGUGAUGGCUAUAUUUGAGAAAGAAUCUCAUUCCAAAGUUAUAUUAGAUGAUACAGAGAAACUUAUUUGUAUCAUAGAAAAUGCCCAAAAUAUCAACAAGCACACUGAAUACAGAUUACAAGUGCAAAGAGGUCCCAGCAAAGAGAUCAAAUGGACGGUGUCUCGGCGGUAUAGGGACUUCGCAGCGCUGCAUUCGGUCCUGCAGCAAGCUAACAUUGACUUGCCAUUGCCACCAAAGAAACUUAUUGGGAACAUGCAACCAUCUUUUAUUGCAGAAAGACAAGUAGCCUUGCAGGAAUACAUAAAUCAAGUACUGAAGCAUCCUAUUCUAGCAUUAUCUUUACCCGUGAGGAGCUUUUUGGAUCCAAAUAAUUAUUUAUUAAAUAUUGCAGAACAAGCUCUUCAAACAAUGUCAAUAGCCCUGCGGGGAGACGGACAGUUUGAGUUGAAGGGGCCUCUGGCUGCUAUUGGUUGGAGAGUGAGAAAGCACUAUUUUUUGGUGACGGACUCGGAGACUAGGACGAAUUGCCUGUUAUCCUGGCAGAACUAUGGGCCUGAUAGGUAUUUAAGUGAUAAGGAUCUGCAAGCAGCUUUUAAGAGUAUAAAGGGUGUAGAUCAUCCACAUAUAGAUAAAAUAUUAGCAAUUCAUAGUUUGGAAUCAGGGGCCUAUGUAGUCCGAAGGAUACACGAGACUGGCAGCCUAAGAGACAUACUAUACGGGACCGAAUACACGCGGAACCAUCUCGCCAAAUAUGGGAACCCUAAAGUGAGAAAGCCGCUGACAGAAGGACAAAUAGCGCAUUAUGGAUAUCAAGUGUUACAAGCGUUGAAGUUUUUACAUGAUAAGGGAUUACCGCACGGUCACCUCCACCCCGGCAACAUAGCGAUAGAAAACCAAAAAGCCCUCCUCAUGGACAUAGAGAACAGCAUCCUCGGUGUGGCCAGCCUACACCGGCCUUACCUUCUAGAAUUAAAAAGAGUCUCGUCAGCGGAAGCGGUAGAUGUGUACUGCUUUGGGCGGACGCUGUACGAGCUAGCCUUUGCUGAACCGUUAGAUAAUAGCUACUACUGUGAUGAUUACUCACAUGGAAUCUCAGCUGAGUUAGAAUCAGUCCUCCAGCUGUGUAUAUCGAGCGUGGCGUGUAAGAACGCGCGCGUGUCCGGAGCCCUGGAGCCGUUACUGCAGCACCCGUUCUUCACUCGAGCCACCUUGAAUGGGGCGCGGCUAGAAGCCCACCACCUCAAGUUUCCGCUGCCGCUCAAGGAAGAGUUGAGACGAGCAGCGGACGCGGUCGAGGCGCGGCUGAAGGCGGAUCAGAAGUUGGUGCGGAGUGCGAAACGUGAAGUGCGUAUACAGGAAAUACUCAAUUCUGAAACGGAACUAAAGAAACAGAAGAAAAGAGCGAGAAAAAGAGACAGUAUGUGGAAGUCGACCUCGUCGCUGGCGGAGACGGUGCGCUCGCAGAGUGCCAGCACGGCCUCCUCGCCCACGCCGCCACACAUUUCGGUCGAAACGAACGGCGCAGACGCGAGCCCUCGGGCCGCGCGCAGCCCGAGCGACGGCCGCGGCGCGCUGCUCAGCGCCAUCUGCGGCUUUGACCGCACCCGCCUCGCGCGCGUCAACUCGCGGUGAACCACU